AAGACUCGUAGGGUAGCAGCCGACCAGUUGAUCUUAACGAUAGAGCGAAGAAACCAAUUUUAUUCCGAAGCCAAUUAAUAUUUACACGCGUGACAGGUUCUCAAAAUUCCAUUGAGUAGAAGUUUUUUUAUAAAGUUUUUGUUUCUGAGCUGGUACAAGGAAAGUAUUUCCGCGCUAUCAUGUGGUAGAAACCGUCUCGUGGUCUUUUUCUGCCUAAGGACGAAAACCCCGACGUGCUUGCGGGGCCUUUGCCGUAGUAGGUACUUUGGUGCGGGCCAUGUUGUUGCGGCUGCUGGGGGCGUCGAGUUUGUAUUAUCAGGGUGGACGAGAAGCACGGUUUUGCUUCGUCACGUGCUGCAUGUCGAUUGGGAGUUUUGCAGUCGGUAGUCGAAUAAAACGUUCCUAGGAUCUAUUGGAUGCAUGAGCCUCCGGAUUCGAUAUUUUUUCGAGGGAGAUACUCCUGCAUUAAGGCCUCUCCUAAUCCAUCUCGUGAAGCAUCCUCGGGAGGGUUUGCAAGGGGAGAAAGGUCUCAAAAUGAUCUUCAGGAUGGAUUGGGUGAGCUCCAACAGUAGCGGUAGCUGAGUUGAACUCUGCUGGAGCACUCUGUACGUGUUAUAGACCUUUCGCUUGCAGCAGCGAAUUUCUGGCGGCGGCAAUAGAUUUCUCUUCUCUCGUUGGAGAUGCAUCUAUGGGGGAAGCUCGACGGCGUACAGCUCCAGUGUGCUUCAGUAAGAGGAGAAAGACCG
Messenger RNA from Amoebophrya sp. A25, 746 nucleotides. Lineage: Eukaryota; Dinophyceae; Syndiniales; Amoebophryaceae. The record is from the annotation of a GenBank genome assembly.